GCCAAUGUGAUAAUAAAAACACAAAGUUUUGUGCGAGUAAUAAAAAAUUUCGUUGUAACCAUCACAUACGUUCAACGGAGGUGAUAUAAGGCCAGCAAGUGCGAUGGUAGGGAUUAGUCUGAAAGUGCGAGCCUCUCGAAGAGAAAGAGGAACAUGAAGCCUAGGAUUUUCUCGGUUGUCUCAACGUUGCUGUUAUUCCACGCCUCAGUGGUUCGAGCUAAGGACACAACGGACAGAGUGGAAUGUCUAGACGACGAUAGAUUCUAUCGAAAUCCAAAAACUCCAGCGCACAAGAUCUGGACGCAGGAUGAAUGCGCGAAGUACUACCUCUGCUUGGAUAGCGACGUUUUUGAGUUCAAGUGCUCGCAUGGUUUGCUCUUCGACGUGUCUCGUCAGUUAUGUGAUUUUAAAGCAAACGUCGACAACUGCGACGUGAGUUUGGAGGAAAUACCCCCAAAGCCACUUCUCCAUGACGGUGAAUGCGAGGACGACACCCUGGCCUGUGGAGAUGGAACGUGUUUACCUUCCCUUUACUUUUGCGAUGGAAGCGUCGACUGUCCGGAUUCCUCGGACGAGGCCUGGUGCGAUACAGAGAAGGACCGCAACGCGGCACCGUCCUGCGAUCCUGAAAAAUGCCACUUGCCAGACUGUUGGUGUUCCAAAGAAGGUACCAGAGCACCUGGAAACCUGAGCGUCUCCAACAUUCCGCAAAUGAUCUCGAUAACUUUCAACGAUGCAGUCAACGCCGAGAAUAUUGAUCUCUACUCAAACAUAUUCAACGACGCGAGGAAAAAUCCGAACGGAUGCCCAAUUCGUGGUACAUUCUACGUAAGCCAUCAGUUCACAAAUUACAGAGACGUACAGAGUUUGUGGAACAAUGGACACGAAAUUGCAGUUCAUUCCGUAACACAUCGAGGCCCUGAAGAAUGGUGGUCGAAAAAUGCAACCAUCGAAGAUUGGUUCGACGAAAUGGUCGGGGAGGCGAAUAUCAUACACAAAUACGCAGGAGUACGGAUCGAGGAGAUCAGAGGAUUGCGAGUGCCGUUUCUCCAAGUGGGAUGGAAUCGUCAGUUUCUCAUGAUGACGGAGUUCGGAUUCGCCUACGAUUCGACAAUCGUAGCCCCGUUCUCGAAUCCACCGAUUUGGCCGUACACCCUAGAUCACCAACCCCCUCACCCUUGCGGCAGCCCCGGUCAGUUAUGUCCAACACGUUCGUACCCAGGCCUCUGGGAGAUACCAAUAAACCAACUACUGCUAGGGAAUUACACGUGCACCAUGAUUGACUCUUGUACGCGCGAUCUAUCAGGGGAGGAAAUAUAUCGUAUGCUCACGAUUAACUUCAACAGACAUUAUCUACAAAAUCGGGCACCCUAUGGACUCUAUUUUCAUGCAGCUUGGUUCAAGAAUCCAGCCUACCACUAUGCGUUUUCGAAAUUCAUUGACGACACUCUGCAGCUUCCAGACGUCUACUUUGUUACCAGUAAUCAAAUGGUUGAAUGGAUGCGAAAUCCAACGCCGUUGGACAAGUUAAAGAAUUUUCAGCCAUGGAACUGCAACAAGCGGCAAUUUGAGCCCCGAGAAAUUGCCUGCGCAUUGCCGAACACGUGCAAGUUGUACAGCAGUGUCUUAAAGUCUGAUAGAUAUUUGUACACGUGUUACGAAUGUCCGAAACAAUUUCCCUGGUUAAGAAAUGAGUUUGGAUCAAACUAAGAUAACUGUUUUUCUUCUUGUGUUGUAUUUUACUUCCUUUUAUUUUUACACAUAAAUUAAUUGAAGGUGAAAUUAGAUCAAUAAGAAUACGCAAUAUGCCGUAAUUUUAAGAAUUUACAGAGUGUAAGUAUAUCUAGAGUGUAUAAUUGCCACAGAGAUUUGCUUGCAAUUAGUGGGAAUAUGACUGAGUACCUUAAUUAGUUGUAAGUAGAAUAUUUAUUUGUACGGAGAAGAACGUAAUGUAUGCGUAUCUACCACGAGAAGAAAAAUAUAAAUGAUAUUUAUCAUCUAGUAUUGGAACGU
Molecule: messenger RNA, 2013 nt
Organism: Diprion similis
Lineage: Eukaryota; Metazoa; Arthropoda; Insecta; Hymenoptera; Diprionidae
Gene: ChLD3
Product: chitin deacetylase 1
Exons: 11
Coding region: 154-1710 (518 amino acids)
Biological process (GO): carbohydrate metabolic process
Cellular component (GO): extracellular region
Molecular function (GO): chitin binding; protein binding
Source: RefSeq, a predicted model, not a curated record